Molecule: messenger RNA, 1259 nt
Organism: Phalaenopsis equestris
Lineage: Eukaryota; Viridiplantae; Streptophyta; Magnoliopsida; Asparagales; Orchidaceae
Product: expansin-A10-like
Biological process (GO): plant-type cell wall organization
Cellular component (GO): extracellular region
Source: RefSeq, a predicted model, not a curated record
CCACCUUCACUCCCCCAUCGCCCUCCUCUUCUAUAAAUGCAGCUCUCCUCCCUCCCUCCCUCCUCACCUUUCUCCUCUUUACUCGUAAAGACUCUUUUUAAGAACCAAAUCUUCUUUCUUUAAGAAUCUAGCCAUUCUCCAUUGCUGGGAAAUGAAGCAUCUUGCUUUAAUCCUCAUCUUUGUUCUGUCAAUCCUCAGAGCUGUUCAUGGAGGAGGAGAAGAAGGAUGGAUAAGUGCUCAUGCUACCUUCUAUGGAGGUGGCGAUGCAUCGGGUACCAUGGGAGGGGCUUGUGGAUAUGGAAAUCUUUACAGCCAGGGCUAUGGGACGAACACUGCAGCUCUGAGCACUGCGUUGUUUAACAAUGGACUGAGCUGUGGAUCAUGCUAUGAGAUUAUGUGUGCUAAUGAAAGGCAAUGGUGUCUUCCUGGUACUAUUGUGGUUACUGCAACCAACUUAUGCCCGCCAAACUAUGCUCUUCCGUACACUAAUGGCGGGCGGGGGUCGCCCCUCAUGCGGCUUCCAUUGGAGCAUUUUGAUCUCUCUGAACCAGUUUUUCUUCGUAUUGCUCAGUAUAAGGCCGGAAUUGUUCCAGUUCAGUAUAGAAGGGUGCCCUGUGUUAAGAAGGGAGGCGUCCGGUUCACCAUCAACGGCCACUCCUACUUCAACCUUGUUCUCAUUACCAACGUCGCCGGCGCCGGCGACGUGGUGGCUGUCUCCAUCAAGGGCUCUAAAACCGGAUGGCAGCCGAUGAGCCGAAACUGGGGUCAAAACUGGCAGAGCAACAGCAACCUCAACGGCCAAUCCCUGUCCUUCAAGGUCACCACAAGCGAUGGCCGGUGUGUUACAUCCAUGGACGUCAUCCCUUCCUCCUGGAGCUUCGGCCAAACUUUCUCCGGCGGCCAGUUCUGAGAAAAUAAAUUUCAUCACUUUCAAUCUAACUCUACCAUUACUGAUAUUAGUAAGCUUCUCCGUGUCAUGUUGAUUGCUGCUUUGAAAUGGCAAUCAAUGGCGUUUAAUUAUCUUACUACUAAGUUGUUGCUGAUCUUCUUCUCUCCUUUUUGCCUUAAAUAUUGUGGCAGAGGAGGGCGCCGCAUAAUAGUGGUGCAAAGGAGGCAUUUUUAUUGGAUUUUGAUUUUAAUGGAGUGGUGGUGAGGAUUGGAAUGGCUGAGGUGAACAUGGCUGAGCUUGUCGCCCGCCCAUUAAAUCCAACUACUUUAAUUUAUAUGUAGAGGGUAUUUGUGAUGUAAUCUGCUUUUAU